UCAACCACAAGACCAGCAGCUCCUGCUAUCACCCCCGUAUGCCCGAGGCAGGUCUGACAGGAAGCAGCCUAAAUCUCUAAUUUCCUUCACAAGCUUCCCAUGGGAUAAGCCAACUGGGAGGAAAGGAGCCCUGUGGGUGGUGAGAGAAGUGCCCUUGAGGAAAACCAAGUGUACCUUCUUUAUAAAGGUGCACACACCCCGUCAACCUUCCUCCUCCUCUAGUGGGACCUCACCACCUGCUCUCCUACUCAUACUCCUGACCACUGACCUUGAUCACAGCCAUCAUCCCUCAGGGUCAGAAGAAUAAGCACUGCACUCAUGAGAAAUGCCACCAGUCUCGAGGUGACACAAGAGUUCAGGCCCCUGUAGCAGUGGAAGAGUCUCCUCCCUCUUCUUCCCCUGUUUCAGAAGGUAAUACCCAGAGUUCAUCAGCUAAUGACUCAAUUAGCACUUCCGAAGAGUCUUGGGGAGCCCCACCUACCACCAUUACUUCUUCAGAAAUGUCUGGUACAAUAUCUGAUGGUGAGAAUAGCCAAGAUGAGAAACAUCUAUGUUUCUCUGGGCCCCCACCUUUUACUGAGAUCACAUGCUUUGAUGGGUUUGUUGGAACAGUUUCUUCUGUACCAAUAUAAAAUGAAAGAGCCCAUUCUGAGAAUGCUAAAGAUUAGUGGCCAAAAUUACAAAGAAUACUAUUCUGAGAUCAUUAAGAGAGCCUCUGAACAUAUCGAGAUUGUCUUUGCGGUAGACUUCAAGGAAGUGGAUUCAACCAGCCACUCCUAUGACCUUGUCAGCAAAGUGAAACUCCCUAACAAUGGGAGGGUGUGCGCCGGCAGGGGGUUACCCAAGACCGGUCUACUGAUGACAGUCCUGGGUGUGAUCUUCAUGAAGGGCGACUGUGCUGCUGAGGAAGACAUCUGGAAAUGCCUGAAUAUGACGCAAGUAUAUGGUGGGAGGAAGCACUCCGUCUAUGGGGAGCCUAAGAAGCUCAUCACCAAAGAUUUGGUGAAGCUAGAGUACCUGGAACACUGCCAAGUGUCCAACAGUGAUCCUCCAUGCUGUGAGUUCCUAUGGGGCCCAAAAGCCCACACUGAAACCGUCAAGAUGAAAGUCCUUGAAUUAUUGGCCAAGUUCAAUGACACAGUUCCCAGUGUCUUCUCAGCAAGAUAUAAAGAAACUUUGGAAGAUGAGGAAGAGCUGAAGCCAGACCUAUAGCCACUGUGUGUAACAGGGUCACUUCCAGCAGACUACUGAAGUCUGAGGCUUUUUAAAAAAAUCAUCGCAGUAAGAAAACAUAACCUCACAAUAGGGAUUUUCAUGGAAAUGUAAAAGAACCUCAUAGUAAAUGUAUUGUGAUAAUGGAAUAUAAAAAAACAA
Molecule: messenger RNA, 1374 nt
Organism: Neofelis nebulosa (Clouded leopard)
Lineage: Eukaryota; Metazoa; Chordata; Mammalia; Carnivora; Felidae
Gene: MAGEB5
Product: MAGE family member B5
Biological process (GO): negative regulation of transcription by RNA polymerase II
Cellular component (GO): nucleus
Source: RefSeq, a predicted model, not a curated record